This is a messenger RNA of Syngnathus typhle (broad-nosed pipefish), 9370 nucleotides long. RefSeq names its product ankyrin-3-like. Gene Ontology annotation, molecular function: protein binding. Gene Ontology annotation, biological process: regulation of cardiac muscle contraction; protein localization to T-tubule. The coding region runs from base 1 to 8124 and encodes 2707 amino acids. The transcript is spliced from 45 exons. Lineage: Eukaryota; Metazoa; Chordata; Actinopteri; Syngnathiformes; Syngnathidae. The record is from RefSeq and is a predicted model, not a curated record. Gene Ontology annotation, cellular component: T-tubule.
AUGGCGCACGCCGCCGCCCACAUUAAGAAGGCCAGGUCGGAGAUGGAUCCACCUGCCGACCUGAAGGCCCUGGAGAAAGCAAAGGAGAGAAGGCGGCGCUCCCGGGAGCAGGCGGAACGAAGGCGCAAGGUACUCGCUCAUCCCGUUCGGCGCGUCCUGCGCUUUCUCCACGCCGCGUCCUCUCAUCCGCCCCUCAUCGCCAACGACGGCGUCACAGUCCCUCUCCACGUUCCCUCUCGCGCCCGCUUGUCCUUGUUCUGGGCAAACACCAAGCUAACGGUCAAAGCGGUUUUGUCUGCCGUUCCGGGCCCUGCCGGCAGGCAAAUGGGCCCAGCAGCUAAAAGGGGGAUUGCUCUGGAGGCGGCUCCCCUCAACACGCUUCCAAUGCUCUCCCGACCGCGUUCCACGACGAUACGGGUCGGCUUCGUGGCCCACUGCGGUCUCUUGCAGUCUGACAGCAACACCAGCUUCCUGCGCGCGGCCAGGGCCGGUAACAUCGACAAGGUGUUGGAGUAUCUGAAAGGCGGCGUGGACAUCAACACCAGCAAUCAGAACGGACUCAACGCACUGCACCUGGCAGCCAAGGAGGGUCACGUGGCGCUUGUCGAGGAGCUGCUGGAAGGGGGAGUGGCCUUGAACUCUGCAACCAAGAAAGGAAACACGGCUCUGCACAUCUCCGCUCUGGCCGGGCAGGCCGAGGUGGUGAAGGUACUGGUCAAGCGAGGUGCUGACAUCAACGGCCAGUCUCAGAAUGGAUUCACUCCGCUCUACAUGGCGGCGCAGGAGAACCACCUGGAGGUGGUGCGGUACCUCCUGGAGAACGGAGGCAACCAGAGUGCCGCCACGGAGGACGGCUUCACUCCUCUGGCCAUCGCCCUCCAGCAAGGCCACGAGCAGGUGGUGUCUGUCUUGCUGGAGAACGACACCAAGGGCAAAGUGCGCUUGCCUGCCCUGCACAUCGCGGCCCGCAAGGACGACACCAAAUCAGCGGCCUUGCUGCUCCAGAGCGACCACAACGCCGACGUCCGCUCCAAGAUGAUGGUCAAUAGAAGCACCGAGAGCGGAUUCACGCCGCUGCACAUCGCCGCCCACUACGGCAACGUCAACGUGGCCACGCUCCUGCUCAACCGAGGGGCGGCCGUGGACUUCCUCGCCAGGAACGCCAUCACCCCCCUUCACGUGGCGUCCAAGCGCGGCAACGGCGCCAUGGUGUGCCUGCUUCUGGAUCGCGGCUCUCAGAUAGAUGCCAAAACCAGGGACGGCCUCACCCCGCUCCACUGCGCCGCCCGGAGUGGCCAUGACUCCGCCGUUGAGCUCCUCCUGGAGCGAGGAGCGCCUCUACUGGCCAGGACAAAGAACGGGCUGUCUCCCCUCCACAUGGCGGCCCAAGGCGAUCAUGUGGACUGCGUCAAACAGCUCCUGCGGCACAGUGCGCCCAUCGGCGACGUGACUUUGGACUACCUGACGGCUCUUCACGUGGCGGCCCACUGCGGCCACUUCCGGGUCACCCAGCUGCUGUUGGAGCGGCGGGCCGACCCUGAUGCCCGGGCACUGAACGGCUUCACCCCGCUGCACAUCGCUUGUAAGAAGAACCGAGUCAAAGUCAUGGAGUUGCUGGUCAAAUACGGAGCCUCGGUCCAGGCCGUCACCGAGUCCGGCUUGACGCCCGUCCACGUAGCGGCCUUCAUGGGUCACCUCAACAUCGUCCUGCUGCUGCUGCAAAACGGGGCGUCCCCGGACAGGAGCAAUAUUCGCGGCGAGACCUCCUUGCACAUGGCGGUCCGGGCCGGUCAGGUGGAGGUGGUUCGUUGUCUGCUGAGGAACGGAGCCACGGUGGACGCCAGGGCCCGGGAGGAGCAGACCCCGCUCCACAUUGCCGCCCGACUGGGCAAAAGCGAGAUCGUCCAGCUGCUGCUGCAACACAUGGCCCACCCGGACGCGGCCACGGCCAACGGCUACACGGCCCUUCACAUCGCCGCCAAGGAGGGCCAGCCGGAGAUCGCCUCGGUGCUCCUGGAGGCCGGGGCCGAGCGCUCGCUGCCCACAAAGAAAGGAUUUACUCCCCUUCACGUCGCCUCAAAGUACGGGAGCCGAGAUGUGGCCAAACUUCUGUUGCAGCGUGACGCGCUGCCCGAUUCCGUGGGGAAGAAUGGCCUGACACCCCUCCACGUUGCCACACAUUACGAUAACCAGAAGGUGGCGCUUCUGCUUCUGGACAAAGGCGCGUCCCCCCACGCCGUGGCCAAGAACGGCUACACCCCUCUCCACAUCGCGGCCAAGAAGAACCAAGUGGAGACGGCCCGCGCACUGCUGGCCCGCGGAGCCCAAAGCCACCUGCUGAGCAAACAGGGCGUCACGCCGCUCCAUUUGGCUUCGGAGGAGGGCCACGCCGACAUGGCCGCCCUGCUCCUGAAUCACGGAGCUCGGGUCAACGCCGGCACCAAGAGCGGCCUGAGCGCCCUUCAUUUGGCAGCGCAGGACGACAGGCUCGCCGCCGCCCAGAUUCUGGCCACCAAUGGCGCCGACCUGGACCAGCAGACCAAACUGGGCUACACGCCGCUCAUGGUGGCGUGCCACUAUGGAAACAGCAAGGUGGUCAACUUCCUUCUUCAAAACGGCGCCAGCGUGACCGUGGAGACCAAGAAUGGCUACGGCCCUCUUCACCAGGCGGCCCAGCAGGGCAACACGCACAUCAUCGACAUCCUCCUGCAGCACGGGGCCAAGCCCAACGCUGUCACCGCGAACGGCAACACGGCCCUCGGAAUAGCGCGGCGCCUGGGCUACAUCUCGGUUGUGGACACGCUGAAGGUGGUCACGGAGGAGAUGGUCACCACCACCACCACGACGGUGACGGAGAAACACAAGCUGAAUGUUCCGGAAACAAUGACGGAAGUACUGGAUGUGUCGGACGAAGAAGGCGACGACACCAUAACGGGCGACGGAGGGGACUAUCUCAGGGCCGAGGACCUCCGGGAGCUCGGGGACGACUCGCUCCCGGGACAGUAUCCGGAUCACGCAAACUACUUUGGCGACGAAGGAGCGCACGCCGGCAGUUGGGAAAGGUCAUUCACGCUCCAAAGCUACCAGCAGAAACUUGAAAGCGUGACGGACGAAAGGCUCACCUGUCAGACAUGGUGGCUUUCGAGGGGAAAGAUGCAAAACUCCUACCGGCUGAGUUGGGGCGCAGAGAAUCUGGACAACCUUGCUCCACAUUCUGGGCCCGGGUCUCCUUGUCACGACGGCGCGGCGGACCUCAGCAGCUUCCUGGUUAGCUUCAUGGUGGACGCCAGGGGCGGGUCCAUGCGGGGUUGCCGCUACCACGGCCUGCGCGUGCUCAUCCCGCCGGGGACGUGCGGUGCGCCCACACGUGUGACCUGCAGGCUGGUAAAACAGCAGCGCCUCGCCCAAGGCCCGGCUCUGGCCGCCAGGCGAGGCGCUGAGCUUGCGUUGUCUGGAGGCCAGCUGCUCGGGAAGCUCCACCUCCCCAGUGCCCCGCCGCCUCUUAACGAGGGCGAGAGUUUGGUGAGCAGAAUGGUGCAGCUUGGCCCGCCGGGGACCACUUUCCUGGGUCCCGUCGUGGUGGAGGUGCCCCACUUUGCCGCUCUGCGCGGUGGCGAGCGGGAGCUGGUCAUCCUGAGGAGUGAAACGGGAGAGAGCUGGAAAGAGCAUCACUGCGAGCACACCCAAGAAGAGCUCAAGCAGAUCCUCAACACGGCGGACGAUGAAGAGCCGGACUCUGGGGAGGAGGUGCAGAAGAAGCGCAUUUGCCGCAUCAUCGCCAGGGAUCUCCCGCAAUUCUUUGCGGUGGUGUCGCGGGUCAGGCAAGACGCUGCUCUGAUUGGUCCGGAAGGAGGCGUCCUGAGCAGCACGGUGGUGCCCCAAGUGCAAGCGCGUUUUCCUGAGGGGGCCUUGACCAAAAAGAUCAGGGUGGGCCUGCAGGCCCAGCCGGUGAGUUUGGACCUGGUCAGGAGGGCUCUGGGGAACAGGUCCAGCUUCAGCCCCGUGGUCACUUUGGAGCCCCGGCGCAGGAAAUUCCACAAAGCCAUCACCGUGACCAUCCCUGUGCCCAAAGGCAACACCUCGCCGCUCCCCGCCGCUUCCUCCCGCUCCGCCCCGACCUUACGGCUGCUCUGCAGCAUCACGGGCGGAACCACGCCGGCCCAGUGGGAAGACAUCACCGGCACCACUCCCUUAACGUUUACCAGCGAUCGCGUGUCCUUCACCACAAACGUUUCCGCCAGGUUUUGGCUCAUAGACUGCCGGCAAGUCCACGAGUCGGUCAACUUCUCCUCUCGCGUGUACCGGGAGCUGAUCUGCGUGCCGUACAUGGCCAAGUUUGUCAUCUUGGCCAAAAGCCACCACGAGCCCAGCGAGGGCCACCUGCGCUGCCUCUGCGUGACCGACGACAAACUGGACAAAACGCCGGAGCGGCGAGACGACUUCGCCGAGGUGGCCCGCAGUCGAGAUGUGGAGGUUCUGGAGGGAAGGCCCAUCUAUGCGGACUGUUGUGGAAACUUUGUCCCCCUGGCCAAAAGUGGACAGCAUCAUCUCUUCAGCUUUUUUGCCUUCAAGGAGAACCGGCUGGCGCUUUCCAUCAAAAUCCGAGACGACGCCCGAGAGCCGUGCGGCCGCUUGUGCUUUCUCAAGGAGCCCCCCCGGAGUUAUGGCGCCGCGCUGGGCCAUGACGCCGUGUGCAACCUCAACGUGGCCUUGCCGUCUUUCCGCAAGGAGUCUGAUUCUGAUCCAGAAGAAGAGAUGGACAACACGAGGCGAGAGCAACGCGAAGAGACAGCAGCGGCGCUUUCCAAAGCGGAGCUGACGCGGGAAGCGGACCUCCUGUCAGACGUGUCGGAGAUGAAAGGAGAUUUGAUGAAAAUGACGGCCAUUUUGACCGCCCGUCCCUCGGAGAAACGGCGCCUCGCCUUGGGAGCCCGCACCUCUCAGAAAGGCCUGCCUGAUCUUUCCAGGGUACCUUUAGAAAUCAUGGAGAAGGACCUGGAGAAAGUCAAAGAAGACCUGGAGAAAGUCAGUCAAAUACUAAGGAGCGGGACGUGCCGCCAGGCAAGUAGGGAGCCUGAGCUCCUCCUCCUCUCUGACGCGGCGAUAGGGGAGGCUGCCGAGAGGCCGGCUCACGGGGGCGCCGAUGCAUCCGCAGAAGACACCGGCGAGUCACGCCUGGCCGCAUCGAGAGCAAAAGACGGACGAGGAGCUGACCGCUUGCCCGUUGGCUCGGUCAAAGACAAAGUUAAAUCCUUACAGCAGAGAGCGGGAGCAGUGGGGCAAAGCGGCAACGGUGGCCAGCCCUCGCCGCCGUUGCGUGGCACCGCCAAAACGCCUCCGGCGCUCAAAGACGGCCACCCGCGCACCGCCGCACCCCCGGCCGGGUCGGGAAAACACCGGGACAGCCUCUCAGUCAAAGAGUUGAUGCGAGCCUUUCAAAAAGAGCCUUCGCCAACACCGUCGGACUUGUACGGAAGACCGCCGACGAGCCCGUGGACGACGUCCGUCCCCCUCGAUUCUGAGACGGCUCCGCUCGACGAGGUGGAUAGAAAGAAGAGCGCCGCAGAAGGUGACGGUGAAAACCGAGGUGCCCCCGCAAACUGGGUGACGAGUGGCAGUUCUGAUGACACAAGUCUGCGCCUUGACCAACAAAGGCAGCCGCCCGGCGCGGUGCGCGAAAAGCCGAGUACGCGCCACGGAGAAGAGCGCGCGAGUCCAACAAUUGAGCCGCCGCCGUCCAGCCACAUGACCGCGUCUCCGCCUUUCGGCGAGGCCGACGCGAGGAGCGGGCCCAACUCUUUGAAAUCUGGCGCCACACCCGAGGACCUUUCAGAGAGCGCUCGGCAGCUCGGCGGCGGCGGUGGCCAUUUGCAGUUAGGGUUGCCUUCAGCCCGCUUGCAAACGUCUAUUGACGAGCAGCGCGCCAGCUUGCGCUUGCCCACCACGCAAGAUUGCCGUCCUCUCAGUCCGUCAUCGGCUGACGGCGACUCUUUGACAAUAAGCCACAGAGACUCGCUGGAGGGCAGUCCUGUUUUGGACCGGAACUCCUCCUCCCUUCAGUCCCCAGAUUCCAUCGAAGCCAGCACUUGCGAGGAGGAGGAGGAGGAAUGGCCUCCUCGCGACUCCUUAGAGAGCAGCCCCGUUGAGCGGCCGGCGUUGCCGCUCACGGGGGACCAUCCCGCCGGUCAAUCCGAACCCUCCCACCGAGCAUUUGGGCAUUUCCCGCAGCCGCAGGCCCACGCCGACCGGGACCGGGUUCACACAAGUUCCGCCGCUGCGCACCACCGGUCGCAGGCAAAGGAUGUCCGCCAAACAACGGCUCCAAUCGGUCCGGAGGAAGCCCACACAAACUCCUCAAAAGUCCAAAAGCCCGCCGCCGUGCCGCCGCCGCCGCCUGUGGCUGCCGCCACGGACGACGGACCUUCCGCAAGGUUGAAUGCGGAAAAUAGAAGCCAUGAGCAAAAGGUGGUCAAGUCGGGAGAAACUGCCCCGUUUCCACCUAACGUAACCGACCGAGCCGAAGCGGCGCCAGAGGUUCCGACGAGUCAAACGAGCAAACCCCCCGAGUUCUGUAUCUACGACCACGCGGAAGAGGAGGAACUUGACUGUCCCAGAACCGAGUCCAAAGGCGUCACUGCCAAGACGGAAUGCUGUGCUUUUGGCAAAGUGGAGGAAGUGGAGAUACUCGAUCUGGCGGUACCGCCGGCGGCAGCGGGCUCCCCGUCUCUGGCGGCAGCGGGCUCCCCGUCUCUGGCGACAGCGGGCUCCUCGUCUCGGCCAGGGACAGCCGACACCACACCGGAGGAGAAAACGCCAACCGAGGGCAGCACGCCGACGAGUGAACCCAACCCGUUUCUCUUCCAGGAAGGGAAACUUUUUGAAAUGACCCGAAGCGGCGCUAUCGACAUGACCAAGAGGAGCUGCCAGGAGGACGGGGGCGCUUUUGCUUUUUUCCAAAUUGCCCAACAUGCCCUCGAGGGACCCGUAUCGGGGAACGGCGGGCGAGAAGGCGAGGCGCCGGCCGGCUGGCGUGACGUCGGCCUCAACCUAACAGUAGAGCUCAAGACCGAGGAGCGCUCCGAACAAAGUCCCGAUUGGCAGCUUCCGUCGAUAACUGAGCUCGAUCACACGUCUGCCAAAUUGAAAAUCCCCAAAAUGGGCCUUUCCACUUGUUGGGCCAAAGAUCACCGUGACCCGGAAAGCCUCGAGGCUCCGGCACAUCACGGGGACUCCUCCUGUUUGGAUCUGGGCUCUACUGGUCAUGCGACCGUCAAUGCAGAGACGGCAGAAUCCGCUCUUACCAGGUCGGAGCGAGGAACAGAGUCAUCCCACUCUUCUCGGCAAGACUCAAAGUCAGCCGCAGAGCCCCCCGAUUCGUGUGGAGUCCCUCUGAAAAGCCCGACCGAGCCAGCCCGGCGAGUUCAAAAGCAAACGCCGGGAGGCAAAUCGCGCAUCCCCAUCAAGUCAAAGUCUCCUGAGGCAGAUUCUUUGCUCAGAUCUGCUCAAGACAAAAGGAGCAGAGGGCCAACAAACGGAACUGCUGCGCCGUCCCAAGGGACUUUGGUCAAGGCUAAGACAUCCGCCGGCACUGCCUGGACCAGGCCCGAGUCGAAAGCAAAAGCCUUCCGCUCGAGACUACCCGUCAAAGGGAAAGGCGGCCCGUCUCGCAAAGACGCCGGCGAGGCGCGUCGGCAUUCUGAGCCAUCUUUGGUGGAGGUUGCCGAGCGGCCCGAGGAAGACCGUCGCCGCCGCCGCCGGGACCAAAGCGCCACGGAAAGGCACGCCUCGGGCAUCGGGAGACGCCGGCGCAGCUGUGCUGGCGAGACGCAAGCGCGACCAAGCCCCGGCGCUGGACCUCAAAGUCCAGACGGCGCAUUUGUGGAGAAAGAGAGCGAGAGCCACCGCACGGACACGGUGGACACGACGGAGAGCGGAGCCGGCGCCUCGGCGGCAUCACCGGAGCCCAAAGGGCACAAUGAGAUGGAGGCCACACGUGGCGGGCCGGCCGAAUCGACGCGCUCGGAACAGUCGGCGGCGGCGGCGGCGGCGGCGGGCGCUCUUACGCCGAGGCUUCCCCGACCGACGACCCACGCUGGAGUGCCCCAUCAGAAGCCAGGCGCGUAAAGUCCAGCAGUCGAGCGAUGGCCAUGCAAAAAGCAACUUCCGCCGCCGCCGCCGACGACCGGGUGGACGAUGGAGCUGAGCAGCUGCCUAACCUUUUCUUUUCUUGUCUUUUCUUUGCCGUCUUCAUUCCGAUUGAUGGACUCUUCUUUCUCACCAUUGGCGGCAUUUUCACGCUUCCUUUCUUUUCGGGGGGUGGGGAGGAUGUAUCUAUCUAUCUAUCUAUCUAUCUAUCUAUCUAUCUAUCUAUCUAUCUAUCUAUCUAUCUAUCUAUCUAUCUAUCUAUCUAUCUAUCUAUCUAUCUAUCUAUCUAUCUAUCUAUCUAUCUAUCUAUCUAUCUAUCUAUCUAUCUAUCUAUCUAUCUAUCUACCGUUUUUUCCAUGUAUAAUGCGCAAAAUUUAACUAAUUUAUUGUCCUAAAAUCUGGGGUGGGCAUUAUACAUGGGUACAAAAAAAUAUAUAUAUAUUUUUUUUAUUUAUUUAUUUAUUUAUUUAUUUAUUUAUUUAUUUAUUUAUUUAUUUAUUUAUUUAUUUAUUUAUUUAUUUAUUUAUUUAUGUAUUUAUUUAUUUAUUUAUCCGGAUAUGAUACGGAGGCUGCCAUUACGGAUGCGCUUUCUUCUCUGCUGUUCACUUCAAACACGCUCCAUACGAAUACAAUGCUCUCGUAUCAGACGCUUGCUCGAUCACCUGCUCGUUUGCUGUCACAAUGUACCCUCCACAAAUCCGAAACAUUUCUUCGCUAUCGAGUUUGCUAGCGCAUGCGCAGUGAUACUGAUCAGCAGAAUAACAUCCGGUUGUUCCCAAAGAUGCUCUUUUUUCUGAAAUAAUUUUACGUUUACGGACUUAAGUAGGACUCAAAAUUUGGGUGCGUAUUAUACAUGGGUACAGGCUUUUUUCCAGCAUCAACAUGCCAUUUUUAGGGUGCGUAUUAUACAUGGGGGCGCAUUAUACAUGGAAAAAAACGGUAUCUAUCCAUCUAUCUAUCUAUCUAUCUAUCCAUCCAUCCAUCCUUCCGUGGCCAAAGAGCGCACCCCCGUUGUCCCGAUGUGGCCGACGGACGGACAGACGAACGGUUCAGGAGAUGCACCUUUAUUCAUUUCCAGCUACUGUGUAUGGCGACUACUCCGUGUGAGAAUGAGCGAGAGUGUAUGACAGAGAAUUUGUUGAGGUGUGUAUGUGUGUGUGUGCCGAGCAGCCUGCCCAAUGUCUUUGACGAUUGUGUUUGCAAAUAAAUUCCCAACUAGGUUGUG